AUGACACUGACACAUCCAUCCAUGGCUUCCAUAACAUCGUCAUCGUCUCCAACAGCAACUACUCAGUUCAACUUCCAAAACUCCAAAUUGUGCUCCUCCUUCUUCUCAUUCUCUAGACCCUCGCUUCCACUUCUUUCCAUCUCUCACGUCGUCUCCAAUUCCCCCAACAAGUUCAAUUCCUACGUCCUGCGCUGCUCUGCCUCCUUCGAAGACGCCGAAUGGGAUUGGGAACGGUGGCGCGACAACUUCCACGAGGUUGAUGAACAGGACCGUCUCAUCCACAUUCUCAAGUCUAGCUUAGAUGAUGCUGUGCUUUUGGAGGAUUAUGAUACUGCUGCUACGCUUAAGGUGGCCAUUGCAGCUGUAGCUUCCAAUGACACUGUUGGAACGAGGGCCAUAGAGGAAGAGCGUUACAGUGAUGCAGCUUUCUUAAGAGAUGAUGCUGGCACCGGACUUGUGGGUUGGUGGGUUGGAAUGUCGAAGGACACUAAUGAUCCACAUGGUCUAAUUAUUCGCAUAACCCCAGAGCAUGGAAGAUACGUGGCAAGGAGUUAUAGUCCUAGACAACUUGCUACUUCUGCUGCUGGUGUUCCUCUAUUUGAAAUUUUUCUAAUGAAGAAUAAGAAUGGUGAAUUUAAGUCACAGGCUGUGUACUUAAAGCGGAGAGGAGGUUCCUUUAGUCCCCCAACAACAUCCACUAAAGCUUUAGAUGUUGCUGAGAGACUGAGAUCGGUGGAGUCACCUGAAGAUAGAAGUGAGCUAUUUGUUGGGAGUCCUGAAGAUCCGGAGGUUGUUGAUGAUAGGAAUGAUAGCUCUGAUCCAACUGAGGGAAUGCCUGGAUUUCAGAAUAUCUUGAAGGAUAUAAUCCCUGGUGUAAAGAUGAAGGUUUUGAAGUUCACAACUCUAGACAAGGUAGACAAGGAUAUAACAUCUAAGGUGAUUGAGCAGAUAACUGAGGAAGAAGGGGAUGAAAAUGAAAAUGCAGAUGAAUAUUCUGAUAAAGACAGUGAGACAGAACUGAAAGAUGUCAACUCUGAAACUGAUGAUGAGAAUGAAUUAAGUUCUAGUCUGGAAAUUUUCGAUCAUGCAGAACAAAAUAAAAUUAUUGAUGAUGUUUUUCAGAAACUUUCCAGCAGUUUGACUAUGAGAGAUUUGCUUCGAGUUCCUGCUAUGUUGGAGACAUCUGGACAAGAUUCAUUUUCAUUGACAAUAAAAAAAAUAGUCAAUCAACAGGUUGAUCAUGGCAAAGGGAAACCUUCACAAGCUAAAUCAACAAAAAUUCAAGGCCAACGUAGUGCUGAGAGUAUUAUGUUUAAUCUUGCUAAGUUCCUUAGAAUGGUGAAAUUAUCGUCAAAGGUUCUGAAAGAUGUGGGAGAAUUACUAAGUCGUAAUCUUAGUGGAAACCAUGAAAGAUUGUCUGGGUCAACAACGUUCAGGCGCAUUGAAAUACCAACUUCUUUAGAUCCUUUGAAUGGUCUAUACAUUGGUGCACAUGGGCUUUACUCAGCUGACAUAAUUCAACUGAGAUGUAGAUAUGGCCAUUGGCAAGAAGAUGGUGGGGGGAAUAAGGAUUCUUCCCAUCUUGAGUUUUAUGAGUAUGUGGAAGCUUUGAAACUGACUGGGAAUCCUUAUGUACCGGCUGGCCAGGUAGCAUUUCGAGCAAAAGUUGGAAAGAGGCAUCAGCUUCCUCUCAUGGGAAUAAUUCCCGAAGAGUUUGGAUUGAUUGCACGCUAUAAAGGUCAAGGGUGGGUUGCAGAGCCAAGAUCUCGGAAUUCUCGAUGGGUUGACGGUGAACUCUUGAUAUUAGAUGGAAAGGUUGUUUCUCGAUCUCGUCUAAUUGCUUUAUCCUGCUAUUUGAAGUCCGGGCCUGUCGUUGGAUUUGUGUACUGGGUCCCCGAUCGUCCUUUCUUGGUCUUGUUCAAUCGGCUAUGGCUUCAACAAUAG
Sphenostylis stenocarpa is the source of this 1944-nucleotide messenger RNA. The record is from the annotation of a GenBank genome assembly. Lineage: Eukaryota; Viridiplantae; Streptophyta; Magnoliopsida; Fabales; Fabaceae.